Molecule: messenger RNA, 2202 nt
Organism: Pundamilia nyererei
Lineage: Eukaryota; Metazoa; Chordata; Actinopteri; Cichliformes; Cichlidae
Gene: inhbab
Product: inhibin subunit beta Ab
Exons: 3
Coding region: 313-1677 (454 amino acids)
Cellular component (GO): extracellular region
Molecular function (GO): growth factor activity; cytokine activity
Source: RefSeq, a predicted model, not a curated record
GAAAGAAAGACGAGCGAGAGAGAGAGAGUCCAGCCCACUCCGCUAAAACCAUUCAACUGGUGAGCGAGGGAAGGCAUUCACCACAGAGAGAGAGAGAACGAGGUGGACUGUGAGCUGAGCUCAACUUUGCAGCUUCCAAACUUCUGAGAGAGAACGUGAGAGAGCGAGCAGAGGAGGAGGAAGGUGAAUCUCAAACACUCUUCUUCUUCAUCCAGGACUCAGUUUUUCUUCACUUUUCUACCAAACUCGACUCUUCUUCGUCUCCUCGGCUCUGUUUGAGCACCCGGCAGCAUCACUGAAUCUCCUGCCGUCAUGUCGCUGUUGCCCUUGCUCAGCUGGACCCUCCUGCUCCUGGUCCAGGUGCAGAGCAGCGUUUCCGCCUCGGACCCGGCGGGGCCCGGGCUCCAGCUGCUUUCCCUGACCGUCCACCCUCACCACCAGCCGGACGCCGGCUCCCACUGCCCCUCCUGCGCCCUGGCCAGGAUGCGGAGGAACGAAGGGGUCACAGCGGGGGAUGGCAUGGCGAGGGGGCACGAGCAAGAUGAAGAUGAGGCGGCUCAGCAAGACGUGGUGGAGGCGGUGAAGAGGCACAUCCUCAACAUGCUGCACCUCCAGGCCCGACCCAACAUCACCCGGCCCGUGCCGCGCGCCGCGCUCCUCAACGCCCUGCGCAAGCUCCACGUGGGGCGAGUGGCGGAGGACGGCAGCGUGCAGAUCGAGGGGGAGGAGGAGGUGAGAGGGAGGGGAAGCCGAGGAAGAGGAGGAGGGGCAGCAGCACCAUCGGUGGCGGGAGCUCGGGCGGGAGACGGCGGCGAUGUUCAGGAGACGACGGAGAUCAUCACCUUCGCCGAGCCCGGUGAGGUUCCGGGCACGGUGAACUUCGUCCUCUCCAAAGAAGGUGGCGACCUCUCUCUGGUGGAGCAGGCCAACGUCUGGCUCUUCCUCCGUUUAGCCAAGACCAACCGCAGCCGAGCCAAAGUCACCAUCCGCCUCUUCCAGCAGCACCACCCGUCCGGCGGACGUCCAUCUCUGCCGCAGGACGACACCCUCCUAUCAGAGAAGACGGUGGACACCCGCCGCAGCGGCUGGCACACCUUCCCGGUGUCAGCGGCCGUGCAGGCCCUGCUGCAGAGCGCCACAAGCACGACACUGAGCCUCAGGGUGUCCUGCCCGCUCUGCGCCGACACCGGCGCCACCAUCGUCCUGGUCUCGGGCAGCGCUGACACAUCGCAGCGCAACAACCAGCGGGAGCAGUCCCACCGGCCCUUCCUCAUGGCCGUGGUCCGGCAGGGAGACGGCAGCGACUCGCAGCGGCGCAGGAAGCGCGGGCUGGAGUGUGAUGGGAAGGUGCGUGUCUGCUGCAAACGGCAGUUCUACGUCGACUUCAAAGACAUUGGCUGGAACGACUGGAUAAUCGCUCCACGCGGUUAUCACGCCAACUAUUGCGAGGGCGAAUGCCCCUCCCACGUGGCGAGCAUCACCGGGUCCACGCUGUCCUUCCACUCCACUGUCAUCAGCCACUACCGCAUGAGAGGCUACAGCCCCUUCCAGAACGUGAAGUCGUGCUGCGUGCCAACCCGCCUACGAGCCAUGUCCAUGCUGUACUACAACGAGGAGCAGAAGAUCAUCAAGAAGGACGUCCAGAACAUGAUCGUGGAGGAGUGCGGCUGCUCGUAGACGCAGACCUGAGCGGGACAGGAGGAGCACCUCUGAACCCAGAGAGGGAGGAAGCUGACUCUAGGAUCAUCACGUCACUUUUAUUGACUGUGUUUCAUCCUUCGCCUCCUUCCGUCCCUCGAGGUCGCCCUCUGGGGUAAAAAACUCUGCUCCAGACUCGUCCAGCAGAACUCAGAGAGUCUCCACGGCACUUUCAAAAAAAGAGAAGAAAAAAAGCUCUAAUAUAUUUUUGUUACAAACGGAGGAGCGAAGCUUAUUUAUGUGGCUGAGACGUUCAAGCACCGCUGAACCGACUUCGGAGAGACGAGGUGCCUGAAAAAAAUGCGACAAAAGAAGAAAAAAAUCUCAAAACUAUGCAACUUGUUUCACGUUUUCAGACCUUAUUGUACUUUAUUUGUCUCCGUUUGUCGGCUCCCCAAAUGUUUACUUUCUCAAAAUGUUGGAGGAAGACAGAAGAAGACUCUUGUACUUUAUUUAGAAGUAUACGUGUGUGUGUGUGUGUGUGUGUGUGUGUGUGUGUGUGUG